Rodentolepis nana is the source of this 249-nucleotide messenger RNA. The record is from the annotation of a GenBank genome assembly. NCBI's taxonomy places the organism in Eukaryota, Metazoa, Platyhelminthes, Cestoda, Cyclophyllidea, Hymenolepididae.
AUGUCCUAUCACGGCUCUGUAAAGUUUAACGCCCCAAUCAGUAAAGAGUCUCCGUCGUUUCUUGGGGAUUGUGAACUAUUAGGAAAAUUCAUCCCCAACUGCGCUCAAGUACUCCAACCUCUCACGGAUCUGCUGAAAGGCAGCCCAAAACACUUCCGAAUGACAUCAGAGGCUGAGUCCGCGUCCACGGAAGUGAAACAACUGCUUUCCAGGGCGACUACCCUAAACCACCUCGACACUUCCAGCUAG